Messenger RNA from Paramormyrops kingsleyae, 2194 nucleotides. NCBI's taxonomy places the organism in Eukaryota, Metazoa, Chordata, Actinopteri, Osteoglossiformes, Mormyridae. The record is from RefSeq and is a predicted model, not a curated record.
AUAUAAAUGUGCAUCGUGUGCUAGCUCAAUCGACAAACGAGCUAAAGGUCGAGGUGUGGACUGGCAGAGCCGAUUGCAGCCCACGCGGAAAUCUGUUGCGUCUCUCUUCACCGGCUAAUGCCAACUUCACAGCUUCCAAAGGUGGGUCAAUAGAAUACAAACACAGCCUGGGGAGCAGUGCGGACCCAGAGGAACUAUCUGGUAUAUCCAGCAGAAAUGGCAAAAAGGAAGACAGACAUGCGACUGAUUUUCAGUGUUCCAAAACUUCAAUUUCCACGAAUGAGUUCACUGAUACCUCCAACAGUCUGGGGAGCAGUGUAGACCCGGUGAAACAACCUGAUAUACGUUACUAUGGACUCCAUAACCUGGGGGCCACAUGCUACUUAAAUGCAGUGCUGCAGACACUAUUCAUGACCAAGCAAUUCAGGGAGGCUGUGGAGAGUCCAACUCUUUCAGAUCAUUUAAGGAGUGUGUUUAAGAUGUUAAAGGAAGGAACCACAGAUGUGGGAAAUGAGCUUCUAAAAAGCCUCGGCAUCACAAACACAAAUGAACAGCAAGAUGCUGCAGAAUACUUUCAGAAGAUUGUGAGCUCAUGCAACAUAACCAAGAUCUACCACGGUACACUUAGAGAUUCUACCAAGUGCCUGAAGAAAGGACAUACGAAUGGAUCAGAAUCAUCAUUUGUGAUUCUGCCACUGGCUCUUGAAUCACGUCAAAGCUACAGUGUGGAGGAUGGUUGGAAGCAAUUCUUCAAGCCCUCAUUUCUGAAUGGUGAUAAUCAGCUGUACUGCGACGAUUGUGAUGAGAAGACAGAUGCAGAAGCUGUUUGUGAAUUAGUGAGUUAUCCUGAGGUCUUAACUUUACAACUGAAGAGGUUUUACUUUGACUACAACUACAUGAUGUAUAUGAAGAACAACUGCAAGGUGGAAAUUCCCGUCGAACUAGUCACUCAGAAAUACACUUAUGAGCUCUAUGCUAUAAUCAAACAUAAAGGUUCUGUGAAAUUUGGACAUUAUUACACGAUCAUCAAGUCAUUUGAGGGUGGAAAGUGGUACCAUUUUGAUGACAGCCGGGUCACUGAGGAAAACCCCAAGAUUUACAAUGAGAAGACCAUUAAAUCUGAUUAUGCCUUUAUGCUGAUGUACACAAAACGAUCAGGAGGAAAGGAACACGCACAAGGAGCUGAAGGUGGUGCUGGAACAGGAGGUCAAGGUGCUGCUGAUAGGUGCAUCAUCCCUGACCUUGCAGGGGAUAGUUUGAAUGCUGUAAGAGGUGUUAGAGUGAAGAAUUAUGUUACUGCUGAAAAUGCAGGAGACAGUGUUUCUGGGGAACGCUGCACUGAUGAAGUAAGCAAAAUUGUUCAACAUCCUGUUAAAGCUACGAAAAAGGAACAGAGAAAACAUGAACGUGGUGCUGCCAGAGAUACUGGAAGCAAACAGCAGUUGAAAAACAGUGGAAAAGCAGGACAUGAGGACAGGGUUGAUAGGGUUCCCUUUAAUAAGGCAGGAAACAGAGACUAUCAUACACAGUACUGACAUGGUAAUAAUGUUAGCGGUGAAGGUGAAUUAACAUGACGAAGUGGAGGUCAAGUGUUGUUGCCACUGGCAACACUGGCCAUAGGGAGAAAACUAAAAGAAGCAUCGACAUUAGAGAUGCAGAUUAAUGCUCUCAUAAGAUCACUGAUAACGUAGAAAAGGUAGUCGAACAAUAGGGAACCUUUUUAGUGUCAAUUUCUGUGUAUCAGUAAAAGAUGAUUGACUGCCAAUAGCUUUGUUGUACGCUUAGGUGGUAUCUACAGUAUUUUUUCAUGCUGUCAUUCCUGAUAGACAUUUCACCCUGCAAUAUGGUAUAUGAUAGUAUUUUUUAAAUAAAAAAAAACACAAAUCGUGCUGGCUUUUAUAAAUCAGAGACAGCCUAAAUGGGCUCAUCAGUGUGGAAGUUGGGCACUAGGGAAACAAGGGAAACUCCUUGUUCAAGAGUUAAAAAGGUCACUCUUCUUUUAUUGACACCACUCCACUUCUUCAUUGUUACAGAACUCACUAUGUAACCACCCCCUAGGUUAUAUGAGAAAUGUAGUAAACCAAUCUGUAAAAACUGUACAGUAAAAACUGUAGCGUGAAUGUAAACUCUUAAGAACUUGGGCAAAAUCGCUGUGAAUUAUAUUAAAUAUUAAAUGGUCACCACAAACAAAUUA